This is a messenger RNA of Gastrolobium bilobum, 2630 nucleotides long. RefSeq names its product serine/threonine-protein kinase D6PKL1-like. Gene Ontology annotation, cellular component: cytoplasm; nucleus; plasma membrane. Gene Ontology annotation, molecular function: protein serine/threonine kinase activity; ATP binding. The transcript has 2 exons. Lineage: Eukaryota; Viridiplantae; Streptophyta; Magnoliopsida; Fabales; Fabaceae. The record is from RefSeq and is a predicted model, not a curated record. Bases 1 to 2541 code for a protein of 846 amino acids. Gene Ontology annotation, biological process: protein phosphorylation.
AUGGAUAUACCAUCCAAUUCCAGUAAGUGUGAGAUAGUGGAAGAGAUCAUUUCUGAGUUCAAAGUAUAUGAGAAGCCUGAGAGUAGUUGUGCCCACAAAUUAGGAAAAAAAUAUUCUAUUGAGGAUGAUAUCAAUAGUCUUUUCCAUGCCAUUGAUAUUAAAAAUUCAGCCAGAGGUCCUAAUACACCACGUUCACAUUCACAGAAGAGUGCUCUUAAAAAGCCCAUGAGAGUCACUUCAUCUAGGGCCUCAGAAAUUGGCAUCUCAGAACCUGUAAGUUUAAAGCAGGCACUUAGAGGGUUGUGCAUCUCACAGGCAUCAGAAAUGGCUGCUUUGAAGCGACUGUCAAAGUCACCCAAAUCAUCAAGAGUAUCGGAGGCUGGAACCAUCAAAAAGUUGUAUACAGAAGUAGUAGAUGAGCGGCAAGGGGACUUGGUGGAAAUCUCCCAUGUGCCCGAGAUAUCUAAGCCUUCUGAUAAAUUGUGCAGCAACGAGAAUCACGAGAUAUCAACUUCAACUUCAAGUGCUCAUCAUUCUAUUCCUUUUGUUGAUGCAACAAACCCAAAAACAACCAGAUCAGCAUACCGAAAUCAAAUUGUUCCUCUUCCAUCAGAAGCUCAGGCUGAGAAGCUAGUCACUGGGCUGGGAAAACAAAUACUUGCAAAUUCAUCUUCAGUUGCCUAUGCAAGCGAUGAAGUGUUGGAGGUCAGACUAAAAACAGUUCCUGCUUCCUCCAGCAAAGAUUCUCUCAGUUCUUCAACGCCAGAUAAGGGGAUGGAAGCAAAGUUAAUUUCUCCGGCUUCACCACCUAGUUCUGGCACUGGUAAUGGAGUGGAUAAGCCCACAGGAAAUAAUACAUCUUUGGCAAAGCCAAUUUUCAAGGACAAGAACUUUCUUAUGAAAAAAGAAAAGCAAGAUUUAUGUUCUUCCUCGAGCUGCUCCACUUCAUGUACCAGAAAUAAUGGCAAUAAUUUGGCUUCUAGUACAAGUAAUUUGAACAAGGUGACUGACAAUUCUGAUUUAAAGAAUGAAAUGAAAGAAAACGAGAAACUAUCCCUCAGCUGUUCAAAUCAUACCAUUGAAGUUUACUCAGUUAAUGUUGGCAUGGAUUCAAGGAAACUUGGUUUCAGUUUGACUAGUAAAAGGAGAACUAAGUUUCAGGUGACAAAAAUUGAUGAUAAAUCAAGAUCAAAGGAAAAGGGUGAGUUCUCCCAAAGUUCAAAAAGUAGCAUUGGUGAGUAUAGGGCUAGUACAAGCAUCAGUGAGGAUAGCAAUCCAAGUGUUUCCACUAGCAGUGGCCACAGACCUCACAUGUCAAAACACUCGAGAUGGGAAGCAAUUUUUGUUGUUCAGCAGCGGUAUGGUCAUUUAAGUUUGAAGCACUUCAAACUGCUCAGGAGGCUUGGUUGUGGGGACAUUGGAACUGUUUAUCUUGCGGAACUAAUUGGUACAGGCUGCCUUUUUGCACUGAAAGUGAUGGACAAUGAAUUUUUGGCAAGCCGGAAGAAAAUGUGCAGGGCACAAACAGAGAGAGAGAUUCUGCAGAUGCUGGAUCAUCCGUUUCUUCCUACGCUUUAUGCCUAUAUUGCAACAGGUAAGCUCUCUUGCUUGGUUAUGGAGUAUUGUCCAGGUGGAGAUCUGCAUGUGCUGCGGCAGAGGCAACCCUGUAGGAGUUUUUCGGAACAAGCAGCCAGGUUUUAUGUUGCUGAAGUUCUCCUUGCCCUGGAGUAUUUGCGCAUGCUAGGAGUUGUAUAUCGAGACCUGAAGCCUGAAAAUAUCCUAGUACGAGAAGAUGGCCAUAUUAUGCUGACAGAUUUUGACUUGUCACUCAGAUGUUCUGUCAAUCCAAUGGUAGUCAAGGCAUCUUCACCAGAGGUGAACCAAAGAAAGAUGUCCAGCCCUUGUUCUGAGGCUAACUGCAUACAUCCUUUCUGUCUCCAACCAAAUUGGCAGGUCUCAUGCUUUACUCCGAUUCUAUUAUCAACCGGAGCAAAAUCUCAAAAAACUAAGGCUGAUAUAGCUGCUCAGGUUGGUCCACUUCCACAGCUUGUAGUGGAGCCUACUAGUGCACGUUCUAACUCUUUUGUUGGAACAUAUGAAUACCUUGCUCCAGAGAUCAUCAAAGGUGAGGGUCAUGGGAGUGCUGUAGAUUGGUGGACUUUUGGUAUAUUUUUGUUUGAGCUUUUAUAUGGUAAGACUCCAUUCAAAGGCCCUGCAAAUGAAGAUACAUUGGCCAAUGUAGUGUCACAGAGCCUUAAGUUCCCUGAUGCUCCUAUUGUCAGUCUUCAAGCAAGAGAUUUGAUCAGACGAUUGUUAAUAAAAGACCCUGAAAGGAGAUUUGGUUCUGUAAAAGGUGCUGCUGAAAUAAAGCAGCAUUCCUUCUUUGAAGGCCUCAAUUGGGCUCUGAUACGGUGUGCAGCACCACCCGAGCUCCCCAAAUUUCGUGAUUUUGGAACUAGUGCGCAAUCUAUGGCUCCACGCAAAGAGAAUGCCAAUCAUUUAGGGGAAACAGAAGAUUGUGGGGAGUUUGGCCUGUUUUAGUGGAUUGAAUCAAUGAAGUUAGAACUUGGUUUCAAAAACUGUUGUCAUUCAUGUAACAAUAUAAGCUUAUAGCGUAAAGGUAAUUCAAA